Messenger RNA from Engraulis encrasicolus (European anchovy), 7941 nucleotides. It is a transcript of the gene xpo1b, whose product is annotated as exportin 1 (CRM1 homolog, yeast) b. The transcript has 24 exons. NCBI's taxonomy places the organism in Eukaryota, Metazoa, Chordata, Actinopteri, Clupeiformes, Engraulidae. Gene Ontology annotation, biological process: protein export from nucleus; ribosomal large subunit export from nucleus; ribosomal small subunit export from nucleus. Gene Ontology annotation, molecular function: nuclear export signal receptor activity; small GTPase binding. Bases 2941 to 6300 code for a protein of 1119 amino acids. Gene Ontology annotation, cellular component: cytoplasm; nucleus. The record is from RefSeq and is a predicted model, not a curated record.
UGCUGUAUUUAAUACGUUAUUUUAUGCAGCUAUAAGACCUGUCAAAACAUGCAAUCAUAUAGACUGGCGCUACCGUUAUCGAUAUGGAAUAACAGCGAUUUUCCAUAUAUUUAAAAGUUACCCUGGCAUAGGAAAAUGUAACUUCAUCAAACCUAUAUAACGGUGAAUAAUUUGGGCAACUGCCCUGUUUUGUCUCGCUAUUCGUCAAGUACUGUUUCUCUUCUCUCUCGUCUAGAGGAGAUACGAACUCCAUUCUGUAAAUUCAGCUUGGAGUCCGCCUUCUUUUUCUGACCACGGGAGGAGCGGUCGCGUGGGCGCCUGAAAGAAUUGAAACAGACUGACACUGCCAAUAUCCAAUAAAUGUAAAGUAAGGGUGGCCCAGUUGGACAUCGAGCCAAUUGACAGCUCGUAUGGGCGUGACGUUAGUCCAAACUUUCCGAGGCGCCAUCGGCUGAAAACUAAACCGAGAUGGAAUCUCCCAGUCUGAACCGGUUUCAACCGGUUGUGAGUUUGUUGCUUGAGAGGAGAGAGGCGCAGGCUCACAGUCUCCUAAACCGCCCGCUGCAAAAUUUAUCUCAGUAAAGACAUAAUUUAUAAAUUAAGCUACAUUUUAUUUCGUAAAAUGCAUUGGAGUACGAAGUUACUCAGCUUGCCGUAGUAAUUGAUGCGAAUUCCACAUCAGUGGUCAUCACCAUCCAGCAACCAACGUUAUCACAGCUACUGGUAAAGGAAUAGGGGCUGUUCAACGUUAGGGGACAGUCUUUUCAGCUAGGUAGCUCCUGCUAGCAAACUAGCAAAUAUCAAGCAACUGGAAUACUGAACCUAGACAGCAUUGUAAGUUCGUGGCUUGAAGCCAUCCCUCUUUCAGGCAAAGGCUUGGACGUUUGGUAGGUAAUGCUGAGCGCUGGUUUAAAACUCAUUUGUUAACGCUUUAACAUUUCCUGUGGGCUUGUAACGUUACCUGAAGACUGUGCUGUAAAUUAUCUCUUGUAUGCUUUACUACACUUUGGGAAUAAAUCCAAAGACGCACCUCUCUGGUUAUUCUCAUAGGUAAGUAGCUCUGAAAGUGUUCUCUGCAGGUAGCUGGCCAAAAUAAGUUAGCAGUCUAACGUUAGCAUAAGGUAUUGCGGGUGUGUGACAGAACUCGUGCCGUGAAUGGUUGUAUGAUUUUCAUGUUCACUGCUAAGCUUGUGGUGUGAGUCAGGGUUGAAUGAAUCCAGCUGACCUGUUAAUCAGCUAGCUGCAUAAUACUCACCAUUCUGCUUGUGGGAGGAAAAGUAUACGUGUGUCGUUAAUACAUUUGCUUGACGAGAACUAACACAGAGCAAUUAAAGUAACGGCAUUGCAACGGUAGGCAGGUCCUUACAAUGAAACUGAAUGUUAGCCACCAAGCUAACGGGUUGUGAUAAGGUUGCUGGGUUCAAAGUAACGUUACUGAAGAGAGACUGUUCCACCGAGUAAAUACAAAACUGCAAUUGACUGCUGUCCGUAGGACAUCUCUGAAAAAUGCAAAAUCACAGGCAUAACUCCAAAACAAAAGUUGGGUAAGGCUUGUAGUAGACGCGUCUUGCAUAGCGGCCGGGGGAAUGCAGACUCUGCGAGCUAGCCAUCUCUCGUCCGACUGUUUGCUAGUUGCGCCAAGCAGCGUGUUGGUGGUGGGAGGGGUAGCAGCAUGGAAACGCACGGACUCGUAGAUCUACAUGUACAGCAGAGACCAAUGCAUGCGCUUCAGUUCUGCUCUGAGGGAUGGGUACAAUAAUGUUGGUUUGCGGUGACUUGCACACACAUGUGUGGGCCAGUUUAAACAGUAUGUCACUUCAAUUAAGGCAUAGGAAAUUACUUUCAGAUGUAUUGUCUGUAUAACAAAAAUGAUAAAUCUGCUAGUAGUGUUGCUACCGUGAAGGGAAGCCAAACAGUUGAAUAUUGAUUUGGCACCUGCUCACACCAAAGUGUCUUUAUAGGAUAUGCGUGUGGUUCACAGUCAUGUUAUGCAAUCAUAUACUGUAUUUCUUAAUGUGUGAGCGCAUUGUACAAAUAGUCCUGCAGAUGAAAGGGACGUUCUUUACUCAGUACACUGGCAACAUCCAAGAUAUCAAACAUGGAUUGUAAAUAGCUGCUAGAGCUACCUGUUCAGAGUGUAAUUCGAGUAGUUACUUAAACCGUCCGUGUUUCCACGCCAACAAUUAGGUAAUCCUAUUCGGAACAAACAUUGGGAAGUUGGUUGGACAAUCAAGAUGGUGAAAUAAACAUUGGCUUUUAUGUUUCUCAAUUGCUUAAUAGAGCCCUGUAAACCACAUUGAUUUAUACGCCACCAUGGAACUUGGAAACACCUUGCAACAAAUAUUGGCCUCAUCAUAGAUUACCUUAACUUCACUGCUGCAUUAUGUUUCGUUUUUUGUCAUUAUUGUUUGCUUUUUACGACAUACCAUGCAGUUGUAGGGCCUGCAUGCCCCUAAAUCCACCAAGAGGCUGAGUGGGUUAACAGAACACCCAACUUGUUCAGAUGCUUACAAGACCUUUCUCGUCGCAUUAUGUAAACCUCCUAUCUGCGUUUUGGCGUAACUGUCAUUAAGUGGCCACUGAUUGGGUAUAAAAUCACAGUAGUCUCGACGGCUGAGAUUAGGCCACGCCUGUAAGCGCCAGAUGUAAACAAUGUGACGUCGCAGGACGUGCAGAGGCGCACGUGCUCUCUUAUUGUGAGGGAUGAAAUGAAUGUGCCCUGGCACGCACACUCUUUGGUUAAGCACAAACAUGUGCUUUCUGGUGUCCGCGGCCAGCUCAGGUUUUAGGCCCCCUGUUGUUUACUUUACAUGAAAGCGUUUUGGUGCGGCCUUUUUUUAACAAGUUGUUUUUGUGGGGUGGAAUAAUUGAUGAACACUGUGUUGCCCUAGCCACGGCAGCUCAUGUAAGGGUUGUUGAUGGCAAACCUUUGUCUGCGGGAUGGGGGGCAUGGCAUGGGUGCAGGGGUGGAUUCAGUCAGCUGUUUGGAAUUGUGUGCCCAAACUUUCAAUUCACAUGACUUUGCCUGCUGGAUGUUUUCUCUGCCCCAUAACCUCUCUUCCCCCCCUGUCCUUGCAGAGCUCUAUGCCAGCAAUUAUGACAAUGUUAGCCGACCAUGCAGCGCGACAGCUGCUGGACUUCAACCAGAAACUGGAUAUUAACCUGCUAGAUAAUGUUGUAAAUUGUCUCUACCACGGCGUGGGACAGCAGCAAAGAAUGGCUCAGGAGGUGCUGACCCACUUGAAAGAGCAUCCCGACGCCUGGACCAGAGUAGACACCAUCUUGGAGUUCUCGCAGAACAUGAACACCAAAUACUAUGCCCUGCAGAUUCUGGAAACGGUUAUAAAAACAAGAUGGAAGAUUUUACCUCGAAACCAGUGUGAAGGAAUCAAAAAGUAUGUUGUGGGUCUGAUUAUCAAAACGUCAUCCGAUGCUGCGACUGUUGAGAAAGAAAAGGUAUACAUUGGAAAGCUGAAUAUGAUCCUCGUGCAGAUUCUGAAGCAGGAGUGGCCCAAGCACUGGCCCACCUUCAUCAGUGACAUAGUGGGCGCCAGUCGCACCAGCGAGAGCCUGUGCCAGAACAACAUGAUCAUCCUCAAGCUGCUGAGCGAGGAGGUCUUCGACUUCUCCAGUGGACAGAUGACACAGGUCAAGGCCAAGCACCUCAAAGACAGCAUGUGUAAUGAAUUCUCCCAGAUAUUCCAGCUCUGCCAGUUUGUCAUGGAAAACUCCCAGAAUGCCCCGCUGGUCCAUGCCACGUUAGAAACCCUGCUCCGCUUCCUCAACUGGAUCCCUCUGGGUUACAUAUUCGAAACCAAACUCAUCAGUACUCUAGUAUAUAAGUUCCUAAACGUGCCCAUGUUCCGCAACGUGACGUUGAAGUGCCUGACUGAGAUCGCUGGCGUGAGCGUGAGCCAGUACGAGGAGCAGUUUGUCACGCUGUUCACUCUCACCAUGAUGCAGCUCAAACAGAUGCUUCCGCUGAACACCAAUAUCCGGCUGGCGUACGCCAAUGGCAAGGACGAUGAGCAGAACUUUAUCCAAAACCUCAGCCUGUUCCUCUGCACCUUCCUCAAGGAGCACGGCCAGCUCAUCGAGAAGAGACUCAACCUGCGCGAGACACUCAUGGAGGCUCUGCACUACAUGCUGCUGGUGUCGGAGGUGGAGGAGACGGAGAUCUUCAAGAUCUGCCUGGAGUACUGGAACCACCUGGCGGCCGAGCUGUACCGGGAGAGCCCCUUCUCCACCUCCACCUCCCCACUGCUCUCCGGCAGCCAGCACUUCGACGUGCCGCCACGCAGACAGCUAUACCUGCCAGUACUCUCCAAGGUGCGUCUGCUGAUGGUGAGCCGCAUGGCCAAGCCAGAGGAGGUGCUGGUGGUGGAGAACGACCAGGGGGAGGUGGUCAGGGAGUUCAUGAAGGACACAGACUCCAUCAACCUCUACAAGAACAUGAGGGAGACACUCGUCUACCUGACUCAUUUGGACUAUGCGGACACGGAGCGCAUCAUGACUGAGAAGCUGCAUAACCAGGUGAACGGCACUGAGUGGUCGUGGAAGAACCUCAACACGCUGUGCUGGGCCAUCGGCUCCAUCAGCGGGGCCAUGCACGAAGAGGACGAGAAGAGGUUCCUCGUCACCGUCAUCAAGGACCUGCUGGGUCUGUGUGAGCAGAAGAGGGGGAAGGACAACAAGGCCAUCAUCGCGUCCAACAUCAUGUACAUCGUGGGCCAGUACCCGCGCUUCCUGCGCGCCCACUGGAAGUUCCUCAAGACCGUCGUCAACAAGCUCUUUGAGUUCAUGCACGAGACGCAUGACGGUGUGCAGGACAUGGCGUGCGACACCUUCAUCAAGAUCGCCCAGAAGUGCCGGCGGCAUUUUGUGCAGGUGCAGGUGGGCGAGGUGAUGCCCUUCAUCGACGAGAUUCUCAACAACAUCAACACCAUCAUCUGCGACCUGCAGCCACAGCAGGUGCACACGUUCUAUGAGGCGGUGGGCUACAUGAUCGGAGCCCAGACAGACCAGGCGGUACAGGAGCACCUUAUAGAGAAGUACAUGUUACUCCCCAACCAGGUGUGGGACAGCAUCAUCCAACAGGCCACCAAGAACGUGGACAUCCUGAAGGACCCUGAGACGGUGAAGCAGCUGGGCAGCAUCCUGAAGACCAACGUGCGGGCGUGCAAGGCGGUGGGCCACCCCUUCGUCAUCCAACUGGGGCGCAUAUACCUGGACAUGCUCAACGUCUACAAGUGCCUCAGCGAGAACAUCUCUGCCGCCAUACAGACCAACGGUGAGAUGGUGACUAAGCAGCCGCUGAUCAGGAGCAUGAGGACGGUGAAGAGGGAGACGCUAAAGCUCAUCUCCGGAUGGGUCAGCCGCUCCAACGACCCACAGAUGGUGGGUGAGAACUUUGUUCCUCCGCUGCUGGACGCGGUGCUCAUCGAUUACCAGCGGAAUGUUCCGGCGGCCCGGGAGCCCGAGGUGCUGAGCACCAUGGCGACUAUCGUAAACAAACUGGGCGCCCACAUCACCACAGAGAUCCCACAGAUCUUCGACGCCGUCUUCGAGUGCACUCUCAACAUGAUCAACAAGGACUUUGAGGAGUACCCGGAGCACAGGACGCACUUCUUCUACCUGCUGCAGGCGGUCAACUCCCACUGCUUCCCUGCAUUCCUGGCCAUCCCCCCGGCACAGUUCAAACUGGUGCUGGACUCCAUCAUCUGGGCCUUCAAGCACACCAUGAGGAACGUGGCCGACACAGGUCUGCAGAUCCUGUACACGCUACUGCAGAACGUGGCGCAGGAGGAGAGUGCGGCCCAGAGCUUCUACCAGACGUACUUCUGCGACAUCCUGCAGCACAUAUUCUCAGUCGUCACCGACACGUCGCAUACUGCCGGUCUGACGAUGCACGCGUCCAUCCUGGCGUACAUGUUCAACCUGGUGGAGGAGGGCAAGAUCAGCACGGCCCUCAACCCCUCCAGCGGUGUCAACAACCAGGUGUUCAUCCAGGAGUACGUGGCCAACCUGCUCAAGACCGCCUUCCCACACCUGCAAGAUGCCCAGGUGAAGGUGUUUGUGACUGGUCUGUUCAGCUUGAACCAGGACAUCCCAGCCUUCAAGGAGCACCUCAGGGACUUCCUGGUACAGAUCAAGGAGUUUGCCGGCGAGGACACGACAGACCUGUUUCUGGAGGAGCGGGAGGCAUCGCUGCGGCAGGCCCAGGAGGAGAAGCACAAGCUGCAGAUGUCCGUACCGGGCAUCCUCAACCCGCACGAGAUCCCAGAGGAGAUGUGCGACUGAGGCCCUUGCAUACACAUACACACACGUGCACACCACCAUACUCACUCACACACAUGGAAAUCACGUCUCUCUUGCACACGCACGCACACACACACACAAUCACUCUCACACAACCUUUUACAUAACAUGUGCACCACCUACACCUAUCUUGUACAUAAGGACACAAAUGAAAAAGCUAGAAUGCACACAACCCGAACUGAGUGCUGAGGAGGAAAUAUGCCUUCCCUGGGCUGUGUGUGUGUGUGUGUGUGUGUGUGUGUGUGUGUGUGUGUGUGUGUGUGUGUGUGUGUGUGUGUGUGUGUGUGUGUGUGUGUGUGUGUGUGUGUGUGUGUGUGUGUGUGUAUGUUUAUGUGUACAUGCUCCUAGAGGGUUGUGAGUGUUUAAUGUGUGUGCGUGUGUGUGUUUUGUGUGUAUGGUUAGCCUGUUUUGCGUGAUGAGGAGAGGUGAGGUGAAGCACUCGGGUGGUUGUUGACCAAAACAAUGCCAAUAUGUAAAUGCUACUCAGCCAGUGGCCCUUUUUACAUAGUACAUGUUUUCUAUGGACAAACCUCUUGUGUGUGAUCUCUUUGCAUUGUUCAUUCAAGCAUACAGGUGGACAGGUAUACUUUAUCGAUGAGAGCUGCAUGAGGUUGUAAGAAUUAGACAUUUUAAAACUUUUUUCGGGUUUGUUUUUGUUUUGGAUUUGUUUGCCCUAACAACUCACUGCCCCCUCUUCUCCCCAACUUGUAUUUUGUUAUAUAUAUUAUAUAUAUGAGGCAGCAGAACAUGUUUUCUGUUUUGUUUUUAUUUCUUUUCUUUUCUCCAGUCAUCUACAGAAUCCCCCCAUCUCCCUCCCGCCUCCCCUAGUCCCAUGAUGUUGCCCACAGGAUGUGAUGUCAGUAUUUUUUUGCAGGGCUUGAGCCCUUAAUGCCGGUUGGGGAGGGCAGGGUGGUCCCUCUGCAUUGGGGGUACCUCUGUUAGCCGCCCGCUGGUCUAAAGAAUGUGAUCAUGAAUGAAGGUCUGGAAGACUCAAGUUUGCUCUUCCCUCUGUAUGUCCCCUGAUUUCCCUCUUAUCUCUCUCUCUCUCUCUCUCUCUCUCUCUCUCUCUCUUGUUCUCUCUCUCCUUCAAGGUCUUGCUCUUCCUUGGUGGUGUCAGGGUUGUUUUGUCUGUGUGCGUGCGAGCGUGCAUGUGUGUGUGUGUUACGCUUCCUCCCCUUUCUCGAGAUUAAAUGAGGAGGCUUUUUGGAUUAUGUGCAUAUCACCCCAAUUGUACAGCAUCUCAUACCAUGGGAACAUAAGGUUAUUGUCCUCUUCUGUUUCUUUUGUUUUGUUUUUGUUUUUUCUUUUGUUUAUUUUCCCCCCCCUCUGUGGCGGGUGUGUGUGUGUGUGUGCGUGUGUGUGCUGUCGCUUGCCGACAUCAAGUUUCUGUUCUCCUCAAUGAGGAUAGUUGCUCAUGUGUGAGCCUUCAUUAAAUCGAAGUAUAAGAAAAGUGGUUGAGAAAUAUUUAUGGGUUAAUGUAGGUUACAUCUUUAUAUACCGCCUCAUGUUGACUCAACUAUUUUCAGAAUGACUUGUACUAAUAUUCAUUGUUUACCAUGCUGUAGUGCUUCAAUACACUACGUAGAGCAAAAAUAAAAAAAAGAAUACUCGGUUUACAUUUAA